UGCACUCAUCUGCAGUCACUAAAGAGUUACAGUCUGUGUACCCGACCAGGAAACACCCGAUGUUCCGAGGCAACCAAUAGAAGGACACAUCAACAAAGAACUGACUCACCGGCAGGAAAACUCGAGCUGGGUUUGAAUUCAGUUCAAAGCCGACUCACCCUUGCUAUCUGCAACAGUUUCACUCCAUCCUUCCACACGUUUUAUGUUUCUCUUUCCAGAGCCAUCAAGAAAUGGCCAAUCCACUACCUGUGGUAGCCCCAGAACAUUUGGAAAGCUUUACCCUGACCAGAACAGGCUCAGGCUUCGCACUCAAAGCCUUUCACACUCCCUGGAACACUCACAUCUGUGUGAAGCUGCUGAGCAGCCAGGACACUACAGAGAGGGAGUGGAAUAUCAUACUUCAGGAUAUAGCAAGUGUCAGAUGUUACGAGUCUGAACGCCUCCUGCCUCCUCUUGGGAUUUACCAGUGCCACGGACUUGUGGGGACAGUGACUGAAUGGAUGAACAAUGGAUCCCUGCACUCGCUCAUCCACGAGCACCAGCUGUACCCAGAGCUUCCAUUUCCCAUCCUCCUAAGGAUCCUGGCAGAUGUGGCUGAAGGCCUGAAUCACCUUCACAGCCUGGAACCUGCUUGCUGCCACUGCAGCCUGAAACCUUCCAAUGUGCUUCUGGAUGGCCAGUACAGAGCCAAGAUAUCAGAUUAUGGUCUACCCAACUGGAGGAAACAGCAACUGAGGUCAGACCUGCAGAAGCAGAGGAACUGCCAGGAUUUAGUAUACCUCCCUCCUGAAAUACUUGAAGGAGGCCCUCCUUCCCAGGAAGGGGAUAUUUACAGCUUUGGAAUAAUGUGUUGGGAGAGCCUAAGCAGACAGAAACCUUUUGGAGGUCAAGGAACCCUGCUGGAAGUUUUGACAGGAAUCUGCAGCAGUUUGCGGCCUGGCCUUUCAGAAAAGUUUAUACCAAGCAAUUUUCCUGAGAGGAAUAGACUGUUGCACCUUAUUGCUCUGUGCUGGCAUCAAGAACCAGAUUCCAGACCACGUCCUGCAGAAUGUGUAGAUCUUCUAAAUGGAAUUCUGACUACUAUAAGUAAGGAGGUAAUUUCCACAGCAGUCUACGGUCUGAUGGAUGCAAAGGAGAGAGCGCUUGAUGCCUGCAAAGGUUCAGAACCAUUCACACUGCACACAGGCACCUGCAACUCUGAGAUUAUCUGCCCUCCAAAAAACAACUGCUUAAUCAGCAAGAAAAUUCCUUUUGUAGUGCCAAGCUCAUCAACCGGUCUGCUUGAUAGCAGUGGAAAUAAUGCAGGAAGAGAGAAUAUUCUUGAGAUGGGUCUGUCAAACACUAUCCCACAGAAUGCAAAAACAAGCAAAGAUCAUCCAGGCUCUGAGAGUAGAAAACCAAACCUCUUUUGGAAGAUUCCUUUAGCUGGUUCAACUGCAAACAAACAAAGCAGUCAGGAUGUUGCCCCACCACUGGCUCUUAAGCACAGACCCCAACCAGUGCACCUCAGACAAGCAGUGACAGGUCCUUGCUGCAAAGGAAACUUCUGCCAAAUACUCACCUGCCAGAGACAGACCAUACUGAGCUGCAUGACAGAAGGACGUCUCAACCACCUGCUCGAUGUCCUUCGCUCGCAGCAAACGCUGUCCCGAACGGAUUAUGAGACAAUCACCUCCUACCCCACAGUGACCGGGCGUGCUCGGGCACUGCUGGACACUUGUCUUUGCCUCGGAGAGAGGGCAGCACAAGGUGUGCUGACUGUACUGUCAGUGAUCAAAUGCAGUCCUCUGGCACAAGUCAGUCACUGCCCAGACUGCCCUGCUAAGGUGAACAGGCUGCUGUUGUGACGUAUUUUCCUGCAGUCUGUUAUAUUCCUCCGAGCACCAGUACUUUGUAACUGCAACGAUUCACGUCAGUUCCUCAUAACCCACUGACUGAAGUCAAUCCUUCCUACAGCCCGUGAUAAUUUUAAGAUUGAAAGGCUUCAGAGAACCAAGUAUUUCUUCAACAGGGCCUUGAGGAAGACUUGGACGUUGUACUCAGGUGGGAGACUGCCUGGGAAUACUGAGUGCUGCAGGUUUUUUUGCCUUCUUCUGGACUUCUCCAAGGACACAGAUGCUUUGGAGCAUCCUGCUGCUGCGUGAGCUCAUCCACGGGUCACAGACCGUUUGACUGAGUUCACACUGGAGUUCCGGUUUGUCCAGUACACAGAAACACUGCUGUUAUCAAAAUGUUCCCAGGCACAGGAGAGUAAGAUAAGUGGUACAGCAAGCAGUGAAAGCAAAAAGCCAGCCACUAACAAGCACUAAUGUACAGAAGGCAGCAAGCCCCACGGCAAGCACACAAAUCUGUCAGCAGCUAAACAGCAACAGCAGCUAUAAAUUUGAUCUAGCACAUUCCAAUCAAAUCUGCUGCUGCCUUGAACCCUUCGAGCCUUGUAUUGGGUGCCGUGACUGUGUAAGCUCUGCUCAGCAAUAACAAAAACAGCUUGGAAUUAUCAACACUGUUUUCAGCACAAAUGCAGAACACAGCCCCAUAGUGGCCACUAUGAAGAAAGUUAACUCUACCCCAUCCAAAACCAGCACAACUGUAAAGGAGAAUAAUAAGAUUACUCUAAUUAUAACGAAAAUUACAGUAUAAGAUGCUAGUUUUUUGAAGGCCCAGUGGGAUUUCUUCAAGCUUCGUGGCACCAGAUUAGCAUGAGAAUUUAUACAAUCUACAGGUAUUUCAAACACAAAACCAUGUUACUCUGUUUCUCUGUGUUGCUUUUGGCUCUCUGCAGUCUCAAAGUUCUCACUGAAUUCAGCAGUUUGGCAGAUUGCAAUUUUAAAUACAGUAAUAUGUUGUGUAAGCAUACUUAAAGAGAUAAGAAAUUUGUUACAUCAAAUUUCCCGCUACAAUACUGAUGAAAGCAUAAACAUAAUUGUCUUUUGCAUAACUUAAUUAAACUUUGAGACUGCCUUGAGAUAAAAUAUUGUUACAAUUAAAAGCAAUGUCUAUCAGGAUGUGUUGACAAUAGUUUUGCUUAUUAAAGGAGAUAAAUAUCUGUUUCACAGUUCAUUUCUCAGUCUACACUUUAAAUGUGAGUUUUCAACAGUCUCUGCUAAAAAAGGGAUGUGAGGAAAAGAACUGCUGGCAUGGUGUUUUGCCUCUUUAGAAGGCAUAAAAUAAUCUGAGUAAAACAAAUAAACAUUCACCUGUGGGAAAUAGUUCCCAAUUUUUAAAAGAGAAACUGGCAAUACUGUUGAAACUUAAUCAUCAGCUUCUGUUGGACACUUUAUACUUCUGUGAAAGAUGUGCUGGCUGGCAGGCUAUGCUGAUUUUUUGUCAUCAUGUUUUUGACACAGAAAUAGUUUUAGCUCUUUUCUAGAAACACCUGCCUACUUCAGAAUAUAAUCUGAUGGCAGACCUGAGCCCAGUGUCAACUGCUGAAUGCAGAGCUGGCAUCAAAGAAUGUCUCCCCAGAAUAUAAACUCUUGUAAGGCCUGCAGUGUUUAACAUUGUCCUGUGCUGAUCACUGAGUGUGUAACAGUGUCCUGUGCUGAUCACUGAGUGUUUAACAGUGUCCUAUGCUGAUCACUGAGUGUGGAACAGUGUCCUGUGCUGAUCACUGCAGUGUUUAACAGUGUCCUGUGCUGAUCACUGAGUGUGGAACAGUGUCCUAUGCUGAUCACUGAGUGUGUAACAGUGUCCUAUGCUGAUCACUGCAGUGAAUACCCCACUGCCUAAAGCUUAUGUUCCUCUGCUUGGGCCCGAGCUGGAUCCCUAGCUCAGGUUUCUGUCAUCCUUGCCUCUGGGUGCUGCAGUUACCUUGGUACUACAAAAUAAUGUUGAAUACACAGUAAAGGUAGAAGAAUCAAACUGUUCUUUAGUAUCUGUGGGAAGGAACAAGGCUUGAAUGUGAACAACUGGAGUUGCAGGAAGGAAAUAUAAAACAUGGGUAACUCUAGACAGCAAAGAGGAUAAUAAAACAAAGUCACUUCAGGACUGAUUAGUAAAGCUCUCUGUUGCAGUUACUUAGAAAAAACAAAAUUAAAAUAAAUAGAUGUUAAAAAUUACAAGUCAUAUUCAGAUUUCAAGAAGCUAUUUAAACUUAUUAAAGGAACAGUAAGUGGAGUAGGUAGAUGGUUAUUUUUCUGCCUUAUUGUAAUGUAUUUUUCUUCUUGAUGAUGGUUGCUGCUAUCUUGCUGAUUUGCAAAAAGAUGACUGUCCCUUGCCCUUUGUCCUAUCUAUACAACACUUUUAUCUGAGCUGGGAUACUUCCUGCAAUGUAAGAAUGUCUGCACUAGAAUUUGCUUGAAGUUGAUUUGUGGAAAAUUAAUCUGAGGUACUGGAAUGAAAUGUUUAAGAGAUUAGUCUUUCCAGGAGAGAGCAAGACAAACAAAGCUAUAAAUACCGCUCAAAUGUUGUUACCAGUGCCAGCUAAACAGUUUCAGAGAACAUCAGAGGAAGAUAACAAGUGCAUAUUCAUAAAAUACUAAUCUACAGAAUUUCAAAAACUGCAUUAAGGGACUGCUAACGUACACAGAAUUUGACACCACAUAAGUAGUCUCAAAUGUACAAAACCUAAAGCACAAUGAAAACAUACUAAAACAUACUAACCCUCAAGGGUUCUUAUUUCAUUGUUUCAAGUCUGAAUUCUACAUAACCUUGUAAACAUUUGUCAAGCUUGCACAGGUUUAGUCACUUGAGCUGUUGGUGCGAAGAUUUGUGAGGAAGGCAAAGUGCAAAUGUAAAGACGCUGAGAGCGAAGGACCCAAACAUCACCGAGGCAGGACAGAGAAUCACGUUUCUGUCCUGCUGUUCACUGAUUACAGUGCUACACAGCUAGUGACUAUGGUCUCCUCCAAUAACAUGUGCUGUCUCUCAGCUGCUGGGCUAUUUUAUGCUUCAAGAAAUUUUGUCUUACAUUAUAUUCCCUUUCAUUCUUUUCCUGCCCCCUUCUUUGCAAAAUACUUUAUGGGUGCUCAAAAGGCCUUAGCAUAGUUUGGUUUUUUUUUCCUUCUCAAGACAAGUAAUCCCUUCCUUGCUUGCCUGGUCCUACGUUCCCUUAACUGAGCACAUGGUUGACUUGACAGCUGGUAUGUCAGCUGAGUUAAACAAAACUCCUGGGUUUUGAAGGUAAGUCCACCAUAAAUUAAACUACCUGACAAGGUCUGAAAAGAACAUAUUUAAUGAGUUAUUUGUGCCACACUAAAGUCAGCAUAGCUGCAAGAACAUAUUAAUUGUAAGCAUUUUACUUAACCCCAGCAUGACAAAAAUCGUAGACAAGAAGCUCAUACAUAUUAUUUCCAGCUCUUGUACUGAUGUGGCAGAAAUUUGUGAUCAGUAUUUUCUUAUUUCCUGCCUUUAUUUCUCUUUGCUAAGAAUGCAUCCCAAGUAAGAGUUACAGAACUCCUUCAACCAGGAUGAAUUAAAUGGCAGUGAUUUAGACAAAAAAUUUAUUCACCCCUUGAAAUGUGACAACAUUCCAAAGUACCUCAAUACCUAUUUCCAGCUGUUGUACUUGAACCUUCCACAUAGCAAAAGCAACAUUCACACAAGCAGAAAGCACAGCUGAAUUUCACCCUCUCAGAAUUAACCUGGCUGUAGUUCAGAAAGUUCUGUGCAGUUGGUCCUUUCCUUAGAUUUCAAGAAAAAAGUGUCAUAUUAGUUAACAGAAUGACUACCAACAUUAUAUCUGUUUGUCCUAUUGGGUGAAAAAGAGCUCAAAGCUUUUUUUCAACUCGUUAGAAUGUUACUGGGGGAAAAAAAGUAAAAAAUGAGAGAAUUGACUAAGGAAUACACCUGGAAAAUGAAAAGAACCCUGAAUGUAUAAGACUUUUGACAGUAUUCAGCUCUAAGCAUGGACUGAGGAGAACCCAGGAGGGAGAGAAAGGUUGAUAAGCAGUGAGGAAACCUGACGUGUAAGGACAAGUUGAUAAACUUGUGUGUGUUUGGUCUAGCAAACAGCAGACGAAGGGCACAGCAAAGAGUGGAGCAGAGGCAGUGAACAUGCAGUGAGGAAAGAGAGCACCUGGUCUGUUUUAUGGCUUUGUGAUUCUGGAGUAGCUUUCAAACAGGGGCUUAAAAAAGAUUUAAAUGCCAUUAUAAAGUCAGGCUCCUUCCCCACAGCCAGAGAAAUCAUCAGUAUUCAUGGAACUUCUUUUUUUACCUGAUCUUUAGUUGACAAAAUUAAUAUAAACAACAGUGAUUUGCUCAGCUUUGAUACCUCAGGCUGUUCAGCUUAUUUAUGCAAACUACAAAUGUUUAAUGUGAUUUAAGGGAGAAGUUAAUGUAUUUUUGCUGGGAGUUAUGUAACAUGAAUAUUAAUAACUGGUGUAACUAUUUAUUUCACUAACACCUACCUGUGAAGUCACGUGCCUGUUAGCAAGGCAGCUACCAGGACGAUGGAUUGGAGAUAAUUUGAAUUAAAGAGCCUUGGAGAUUACUGCCACCCUUUACAGUGUUUCUGUGAGUUCUGAAAGGAAAAGAAGGCUUUCCUACAUUUUUGCUUCUCUGCAGAUCAUGGCUGGUCAUCUUCCCUCAAAUACAACAAAAAUCUUUUCCAUUUUUAUUAAAAGGCAGUCUUUAUUAAGCAAGAUCUCUGUCAAUCCAUUAAAUGUUUGCUGACAGAGCCACUGAAAUACAUAAUCUUUUUCAUGUAGAAAAUUUAACUAUUUUAAGAUUAUUUAUUACCCUGAACUUUCUCUUGUCCCCUUUGUCAAUUUUUAAAAUGGGAUUUUCUUCACAUUAAUGUAUUUGCCUUCUUCUUUUUCCAUGAAACUGCAGGAAUAUUAAAAAAAAAAAAAACAACCCACUCUUAAGACAUACAGUGUUAAAAUGCAAACAAAAUAAUAGGACAAAAAAUAGGUCCUUACUUGUGCUGAACUGGCACGACCUCACAUAGAAAUUUGAUUGUUUUUCUGAUAGACUGCAUGCCUCAGACAGGUUUUACUAAACCCUGUAUGAGACUAAAAGAUUUACAGCCAAAGAAAUAUUUCAACUCGGGGAGGCUUUCUGCAAAACCAGCUAUUACUGCUGUCCCCUCCCUUCUGCUCUGACUCCUGCAGAGCUGGUUAAAAUGUAGUCUGGUAUGUCUGGGUAAAACCUUUUCUCUCCACUGAAAUCAAUCAUAUGCUGGUAUUCAAAUCUGCAGAUUUAUUUGUUUACAGAAAUCUCUCACUUAGGUAUAGAAUUCAUGAUAUGUACAGGAGAAGAGAGAUUUGUAUGCUGGUUUAUACUAUCUUUCAAAACUAAAAUUAAAUCUCAUUUUCUGUAUGAUAUGUAUUGGGGUUUGAACUCAGCUGUUGAAUUUUAUUUUAUUUUAAUGUGUUCAGUAGGAAUGUUUUCUUCUAUUCCAUUUACCAGCAUACCAAUAUAGCAAUUUAAUUCAUUCUUAGAGUCAGAGAAGCAUUUAGACUGGAA
Molecule: messenger RNA, 7407 nt
Organism: Myiozetetes cayanensis
Lineage: Eukaryota; Metazoa; Chordata; Aves; Passeriformes; Tyrannidae
Product: receptor-interacting serine/threonine-protein kinase 2-like
Exons: 12
Coding region: 231-1847 (538 amino acids)
Biological process (GO): regulation of apoptotic process; protein phosphorylation
Molecular function (GO): JUN kinase kinase kinase activity; ATP binding
Source: RefSeq, a predicted model, not a curated record